Polypterus senegalus (gray bichir) is the source of this 2510-nucleotide messenger RNA. RefSeq names its product mutS homolog 5 (gene msh5). NCBI's taxonomy places the organism in Eukaryota, Metazoa, Chordata, Cladistia, Polypteriformes, Polypteridae. Gene Ontology annotation, biological process: chiasma assembly; mismatch repair. The record is from RefSeq and is a predicted model, not a curated record. Gene Ontology annotation, molecular function: ATP binding; ATP-dependent DNA damage sensor activity; mismatched DNA binding. The transcript has 25 exons. Gene Ontology annotation, cellular component: nucleus. Bases 118 to 2472 code for a protein of 784 amino acids.
CUGGAGUUCGGUGUUCUCGAGAAACCCCUCAGUUUUCAGACAUCAAAGGUUAGCAAAAAUUGCUAGAUAAAGGCCCAGAGAGUUUGUAAAUAGCCUUAAGAGAUUUUUGGAUAAAUUAUGAAUGAACAAGAAGACCAAGACAGUAAUGAAGAAAGUGAGGUAUACCUCAGUGUGCUGUGCAAUCAUGGCCAACUUGGAGUCGCCUACUAUAGUAUGGUUGACUGUGCGGUGCACUUCAUGCCUGACUCCCAGGAUAACAAUAGCCUUAGAUUAUUGAACAAAGUAAUUGAAGAUGUGCACCCCAAAUGCCUUAUUACUAGUGCUAAACAGGAACAUAAUUUUGCAGAGCUCCUAAAGAAGCUAAAUACUAUAGAGACUGUGCUGUAUCCUAAUGCUGAUUUUGUUCUAGAGCUAAGCAAACAGAGGAUUCUUUCAGCACAUUUGCCCUUCCUCCCGGCUGAUUUGACUGAUGUAGAGAAGAUCUCUUACCUGUCUUCCACACUUCUUUUUGAAAAUACUCAAACGAUGCGAGCUCUUGGGGGACUCCUCAAGUUCCUGAAUAAAAGAAGAAUGGGAUUGGAGUUGGAAGACAGCAGUACUGGCAUACCUAUUCUUGCUAUCAAAAGGUUUAUGCUAAAUCACCUGGUAUACAUGGACAGAGAUGCAUACAACACUUUACAGAUUUUCAAAUCAGAGCUACAUCCAUCUGUAUACAAAUUGGCUUCAGGAGUAAAAGAAGGUCUCAGUUUAUAUGGAAUACUUAAUCGCUGUAAAUCCAAGUUUGGAUCAAUUCUUAUGCGUCAGUGGUUUCUUCAGCCCACACGAGACUUGGAAGAACUAAAGAAACGUCAAGAAGUAGUGGAGUUCUUUACCAUCCCUCGUCAUUAUGAAGUAAUGACCAUGCUACAAAACUGCCUUAAAAACAUCAAGAGCAUCCCUACUGUGAUGAGGAAAAUGACUUUGUCUCAAAUUAGCAUACGUGACUGGCAAUGCCUGUACAAGACAAUAUACAAUGCAUUGUGCAUCAGAGAUACUAUUCGAUCUCUGCCUCAGUCUAUUGUUUUGUUCAGAGAACUUUCUAAGGCCUUUACAGAUGAUCUUCACUACAUUGCCACCCUCAUCAGCAAAGUAAUUGAUUUUGAUGGUAGCGUCGAAGAAAAUAGUUUUACUAUUAAACCUAAUGUUGAUCCAGUCAUUGAUGAGAAAAAACGCAAAAUGAUGGGACUGUCAGACUUCCUGACUGAUGUAGCAAAGAAAGAGUUAGACGAUUUGGACAGCCAAAUACCAUCUUGUUCUGUUAUUUAUAUACCACUGAUUGGAUUUCUACUUUCUAUUCCUCGCCUUCCCAAUAUGCUUGACAGAAGUGAUUUUGAAAUAAAUGGCCUGGAGUUUAUGUUCCUGUCUGAAAACAGAUUACAUUAUCGUAGCAGUCGCACUAAGGAGCUGGACAACUUGCUAGGAGACUUGCAUUGUGAUAUUAAUGACAUGGAAACGGCAGUAAUUACACAACUGCAAGGGAAAAUAUUAGAGAAGGCCCUUGUGCUUAAUGAUGUAAUGGAGUAUUCUGCCCAGCUUGACUGUCUCAUCUCCCUGUCAGAAGCUGCAAGAGAGUUCUCUUAUGUUAAACCUACAGUGUCUGUUCAGGGUGUCUUCAGAAUACUACAGUCAAGGCAUCCCUUACUGGAGCUAUGCACUGCAGUGUUUGUUUCAAAUCCAGUUCAUAGUUCUGAAAAGGAGGGCAAAAUAAAAGUUAUCACAGGUCCUAAUUCAUGUGGGAAAAGCAUCUAUCUUAAGCAGGUGGGAUUAAUCAUAUUUAUGGCUCACAUUGGUAGUAAUGUGCCUGCAUCUGAAGCUGAAAUUGGUUUGGUUGAUGGGAUCUACACAUGUAUGCAAACCAAAGAAUCAGUGUCAGUAGGCCUUUCAUCAUUUAUGAUAGAGCUCAAUCAGAUGGCCAGUGCUCUGAACAAUUCUACAGACAAAUCAGUUAUUCUUAUUGAUGAAUUUGGAACAGGAACAAAUACAGUUGAUGGACUGUCCCUAUUUGUUGCUACUUUGAGACACUGGAUGAAGCUUGGUUGGGCCUGUCCAAAUAUUUUUGUCUCUACACAUUUUCAAAGACUUGGCAAACUCAACUUUCUUCCUGCAAGUGCAUUACAUCGUUUUCUGACUAUGGAAACAACAGUUGAUGGAGAUGAACUGGUUUUCUUUUACCAGCUCAAAGAAGGGUUAUCUGAGUCCAGCUAUGCAGCCAAUAUUGCCACUAUUGCAGGCAUGCCGGCAAAUAUUGUAGAGAGAGCUGUUGAGGCCUUAGAACACUACAGAACUGGAGAAAUUAUCAAACGAAUUAACUGUCCACAAAAUGAGCAACAAUUAAGCAGGUGCCUGGCAAUAGCAGAGAAAUUCCUCAGCUUGGAUUUAGAUGACUCCAGUAUUGAUUUGCAAAAGUUCCUAAAACAAGAGGUGGUUUUGUAAAAUGCCACACCUCUGUUGAGCAAGAACAUGCACUACUC